Messenger RNA from Aspergillus terreus NIH2624, 3807 nucleotides. Its product is annotated as putative nuclear migration protein. Gene Ontology annotation, molecular function: phospholipid binding; tubulin binding. Gene Ontology annotation, biological process: dynein-driven meiotic oscillatory nuclear movement; establishment of mitochondrion localization; microtubule cytoskeleton organization. The record is from RefSeq and is a predicted model, not a curated record. The coding region runs from base 1 to 3807 and encodes 1268 amino acids. Gene Ontology annotation, cellular component: mitochondrion; cell cortex. Lineage: Eukaryota; Fungi; Ascomycota; Eurotiomycetes; Eurotiales; Aspergillaceae. The transcript has 2 exons.
AUGGCUACGGAUUCUGCGCUGCAAACUCCGCCGCCGUCCCAGGCCUUUCCCACCCCGUCUACCACCCCCCAACGGGCCUCCAUUCACUCCCGAGGAGACUCCUCCCCAGGCCCUAUGACCUCUCCCACCUCUCCCACCUCUCUCCCAACCCAACCCUUCUCCCCCGAUGGGCGCAGCGACUACGACGACGUCAUCGAGGAGGACACCAUCUCCCCGCUGGACCCGCGCCGCUUCACGCCCACCCUUCACGCCUCGCUCGUCUCGGAGAUCUUGUCUCUGCGCCGGGAUGUUGAGAACAAAGCCAAGGCGAUCGACGUGCUCGAGCGCAGUCUGGACGACUCGCGCCACGAGAAUGAAGACCUCACCGAGCGUCUGUCCAAGUCCUCCCGCGAGACCCGCUCGCUCAAGCACCAGCUUCAGCUGCUCGAGGGCGGCUCCUCGUCCGCUCUUACCGAGCUCGCCAAAGAGCGCGAUGACGCCCUGGAGAACAUCGCCGAGGUGCGCCGUAAGCUCGACCAGGCGCAGAAGCGCGCCCGCAGCCGCGACGAGGAGGUCGACCGCACCCUGCAGCUCUGGGAUCGUGAAAAGCAGACCUGGGAGGCCGAGCGGCGCGGUUUGGAACGCAAGGUGCAUGUUGUCGAGGGGCGGUUGAAGAUCGUGCUGGAGGAAGUCGCCGCGGCGCAGGCGGCCGGCUCGUUCCAUCCGCCGACGCGUGAUGCGCCUGAACCGCCCCAUGAAAGCAUCCCGGGUAAGGAUAGCGAUACCUUGAGUCUGCGGUCGAGCAGUCAGGAGCGGCGUCGGACGAGCGUGACGAGCGUUAGUUCUGAUGAAGGCGAUUGCCAUAAUAUCCGCUACUCGGUGGCGAGUGUCGCCAAUAUGCCGGGGAUGAAGAAUGAUGGGCUGAACCUGGCGCAGGAGCUGGCGUUUGACGAAGAGGAUGAGUUUGAUUUGCCGGAGGAGCAUGAUCUGACGCCCGAUUCGCCCGAGGCGCUGCCAGAGGAACGUCCGGCCUCCGUCAACUCCCACACGUCCUAUAAUAUGGGCGAGAAGGCACGAAAGAUCCUGGGUCUGUCGCUCCAAGGCGGCGUGGAUCACUUAGGGCUUCGCACAGACGGCAGCGUAGAGGCCACCAGCCCCUUGAAGCCCGCGAUUACUUUCGUGUAUCGCGAUGCGGGCAUUCAGUAUUCUCCGCCGCCGUCUCCUACAGUCGAGGAUAAGGCGGAAGACUUGCACCCCAAGGAAACUACAACAGAUAUGGUGUCCACGUCUUGCCAGACCGUGGGCGAGCUGCCAACGCCGCCAUGGACGCCCAAUAUCGGCGAAGCGUCGCCGCCCAGGGACCUGCAACAGACAUAUAUGGUGUGCGCAUCUGUCCAGACGGAACAGCCUCCUGCUAGUGAAGACGCUACGAAGGAGCCCUCCCCAGACCGGAGCCCCGAUCUCGACGUCCCCAUGAUCACCAUUCACCCCCCAUGCUCGGAGCCGUCCUCGCCGAGAGGCAGCGUGGUGCUGCCGCCGCAGACGAAGAAUGCUUCCUGUCAAGCGAACUUCGGCCCCAUGGUCCCGAGUCGGACGAUCGGCAUCCAGACGGAGGAGAUUCGCAUCGAUAAGCGGCCGGUCAAGCUCCCCGCGAGCCUCCUGCCAUCCGCGAUUCAGGAUCUCCCCUUGAAAAGUAGCCAGGAUGUCCCCGUACAGCCGUAUCGUCCACCCCCUCCGCGGACAGCGAAAGGCGAUAUCGCCGCGCCACCCAUCCCAGCAAAGGCGCCAGGACGGAAUAAGUCGGUGAGUCAAGUGCAGCAGGCGUAUCCAGGGAAUAACGACAACGGGCCUCUAUCGAACGAGUCCAGGUCGGACAUGAGACGGCCCAUGCGAAGUAGCAGUCUCUUCGCGGGAUUCGAUCAGGGCAGUGACGAUGAAUCGCCCAAGGCGGCCAGGGAUAUCUUCACCGACGACGAGCUUCUCAAUCGCCCGUUUGCCGCCUAUAAGAUCCGGAGAGGUAAACUGGUCUCCGCGCAGGAACGCACGAGCUUUGACGAUCUUGCCGUAGCGGAAGUCGAUGAGCAUCUGCUCGAUCCGGAGUCGCAGAUCUACGAACCAACCCCUGCACACGAGAAGGACCAGGCUGGUCCGUCCCACGCCGGCCAACGUUCCGGCGUGCGCCAGCAGGACAUCCGAAGGGCGGCCAUGAUCUCCAACGGUGCCGCCGCCCACCAAAAAAUACGGACCCGGAGCCCGAGUGAGCCCAGUCUCGAUGAUAGCAUGAGCGGCGCAUCGAGUGUCGCUCCGCCCUUCCCUGUCCCCAUCCGGCUCAGCUCCCGGAAGUUCCCUCACUCAGGAAGCGAUGGUCGUCAGAGUCCGACUCCGUCGUUCCCGCGAAACUUCUCUGACCGAGGCGGCCACUCGAUCGUCCGCCGGCCUACGCUGCGUCGCGUCCGCUCCGCUGCUGCAAUGUCUCAAACUGAGACUGAGAGGCCGCCCAGCAGAGCGUCCCCCAUGUCGACGUCUUCCUACAACACGGAAAGCCCUCGGCAGCGGCCACCUCUCCCGUUCGACGACGUGACCAUGCCACUAGACCGACGGUUCAAUGGACGUCCCACCCAUCGACGGGUACCCUCACGGGCUCCCUCCAGCGGGUUUAUGCACGAGCGAGAAGAUUCGACGGCCACGUCUGUGCAGCCGACGAGCGUGGUGGACGCGAUUGCGCAGACGAUGGUGGGCGAGUGGAUGUUCAAAUACGUCCGACGACGGUCGUUCGGCGUCGGCGAGUCCAAGGACGCCUGGGAGAACAAGCACCCCGAGGAAGUGUCGGCCAACAUCACGAACAGCGGCGUCCGCCACAAACGAUGGGUGUGGCUGGCCCCGUACGAGCGCGCCGUCAUGUGGAGCAGCAAGCAGCCGACCAGUGGGCCAGCGCUGCUUGGCAAAAGUGGCCGAAAGUUAACCAUCCAAUCCGUCCUCGACGUCAAAGACGACAACCCCCUGCCCAAGGGCGCCAACCAGGCCGCCCCCUUCAACCGCUCCAUCCUCAUCCUCACGCCCAAACGCGCGCUGAAGUUCACCGCCACCAGCGUCGAACGGCACUACGUCUGGCUGACGGCGCUCUCCUUCCUCAGCCACUCGGGCAUCCACGACCUCGACGCGCUGCCACCCGUCCCGCAAGAGGAAUACACCUCCCCGGCGGCCCCCACCGCGGCCCUCCGCCGCAACCCCAUCCGCGAUUCGAUCCGCAUCGCAAAGGGUCGCCCACGACCCACCCCGAAGGGCAAACGAGCCCUCAACCACCCGGAGCCGGUGCCGGAAAUCGACCCGGCGAUGCUGGACGCCGCCGACCCGCCGACCGUCCCGCGCUUCUCCAACCACAGCCGCAAACGCAGCAACACGGCGCCGCGCAUCCCCAUCCCGACCAUCCGCAGCUUCUCCAGCCAGGGCACGAUGCCGUCGGUCGCGUCGACGCGGGCGUCGUCCGAUACCCACGGGGCGGCGCUGCCACCGUCGGUGCCGGGCCCGGGGCAGUCGCACAUGGCUGGCGGCGGCGCAGGCCCGGGGACUAUGACCAGCGGCCGCAGCAGCGGCAGCCGGCGCACGUCGGAGACGAGCGUGCGCACGGGCAAUUUCUUCGAGGCCAUCGGCACGGUGCGCAUGGAGGCGUUUAUCGACCAGACCGAGUCGAACCGGCAUCGCGUGGCGGCGGGCGGUCGCCGGCACAUCCGCAAGCCGUCCAGCCCGUGGAGUCUGCGACAGGCGGGGCUUCAUGAGGUGGAUUUGCUGUACGAGGAGGAAAUGCCGGAUCCGUUCCGCGGGUUUUGA